This is a messenger RNA of Ricinus communis (castor bean), 1014 nucleotides long. RefSeq names its product 2-oxoglutarate-dependent dioxygenase 19. The record is from RefSeq and is a predicted model, not a curated record. NCBI's taxonomy places the organism in Eukaryota, Viridiplantae, Streptophyta, Magnoliopsida, Malpighiales, Euphorbiaceae. The transcript is spliced from 4 exons. The coding region runs from base 1 to 1014 and encodes 337 amino acids.
AUGGCAGAAACAACUCUAUUAGUUUCUCAGACGCCACUUGAACUAAACAAAAUCACCUCUACUAUCAACCGUUUGAACUCCUUGAAUUCAGGAACCAAUGAUGAAAUUCCCACCAUUGAUUACUCUAAGCUUUGCUCUAAUGAUCCUGAUGCACGUUCCAAAGCCCUUGAAAAACUCAGCGGUGCGUGCAAGGAGUUUGGCUGCUUCAACCUAGUUAAUCAUGGCAUCCCAGAAAGAUGGAUUGAAGAUACACUAAAAGGAAUUUAUGGUUUUUAUGAUCUGACUGAAGAAGAGAGGAAGGAGUAUCAGACAAAAACUCCCGAUGAUAGGAUUAGGAGGUGUCUUUUUACCACCAAUAGAGAAAACAGGGAAUGCCUUAGGGUGGUUACCCAUCCUAACUUCCAUUGUCCACCAAAACCAGCUGAUUUCAGUAAUGCAUUUGAGAGCUAUGUCAAAGGAUUCCGGGAGGUAAAAUUUGGAUUAGCAAGAGCUUUUUCAAAAAUCGUGGGAUUGGAGGAGAACUACUUUGAGAAGGCACUUAAGCUGGAGUUAGGAUUUGAUGUAGCUGUUUUGGGGGUUUAUCCUCCCUGGUUCGAGCUGAAAGGUUCCUAUGGAGUCCCUGCUCAUUCUGAUACUGGCUUUUUUGUUUCACUCAUUGAAACUGCUGGCAUUAGCCUUGACGUUUUGACCUCUAGUGGCAAUUGGGUCAAGGCUAAAAUUCCUUCUAAUGCAAUGUUUAUUCUCCUUGGGGAUCAUUUUGAGAUUUUAACCCAUGGCGAUUACAAGAGUCCUAUUCAUAAACUGGUUCAGGACAAUGAGAUCAAAAGAAUUUCCAUGGCCACAAUUCAUGGACCAUCACUGGACACAUUUAUGACCCCAGCACCAGAGUUCGUAGACCAGUCUCGCCCACCGGCCUAUCGUGGGAUGGCCUAUAUUGAAUCUUUGGAAGCCAAUGAUUAUCACCAAAUUGAUGUACACUCCAACAUGGCGAAGACUCAAAAUGGAGCCAUCUAA